Molecule: messenger RNA, 2865 nt
Organism: Capsaspora owczarzaki ATCC 30864
Lineage: Eukaryota; Filasterea; Ministeriida; Capsasporidae
Exons: 4
Coding region: 1-2865 (954 amino acids)
Molecular function (GO): protein binding
Source: RefSeq, a predicted model, not a curated record
AUGCAGCCACCGCGCAUUGUGAUUCCAGCGCCAGUCACCAGCAGUGGCAAUAACAGUAACAUUAACAAUGGCAAUGGCAAUAGCAGUGGCAGUAUGGGAGCAGCAGUGGUUGCCGGGACGCCCACGCCGAUUGCCGCGCCGGUGGCCGCUCCCGCCUUCCCACCGCCGUUGGCCACCAACAUCACAAGCAGUACUACUGCGACCGUCAAUGUCAAUAGUGCCAACGUCGGGGCGCUCGCUGCCAAUGCGGACGAGUCGCUGACACGAAGCAACACGCUGAUCGAUCUCUCGUCCCACGACGACGCUCACAAUGACAGCCUCACUCAAACCGACCAUCAUGAUAAAGAUGAUGAUGACGAUGACGAUGAUGUCGGCAGGGGCGGUGGCGGGCUCUUCACGCUGGGCUCGUCCACCACGUCCGCCAGCCACACCGACGCAGUUCGCUCCAGCAGCCACCCCGCCGAAGUCCCGCCAAGCGAUGGCUCGUGCUGGUUCUGGGCAAUGUCAAGCGAAUUGCUAGUGCGCCUGUUUGGCUAUUGCGACGUCACAUCGCUCAACAGCUUGGCUUUGACUUGCAAAGGCUUGUACCAACUCUGUCGUGACACACACUUGUGGAAAUCCGUCUACUUUCGACAUUAUGGCCCGACCAUCGACUCGCCGAGCUUUUGCUGCUCAUCGGUGCUGGGCGAAACUCCGACGCCGUUGGAUCCGUGGUGGCAAUCGCGGGCGGAAUACACGCCGGCCGAUGUCGACUGGCGACGCCAGCUCGCAGUGGUCGAGCGCACCUUGCAGGGCUGGUCGGAGGGCCAUUUCAGCGUCUCGCGCAUUUCCCGUCACAAGGAUUUCGUGCGGUGUGUCGUGGGCCAGUUUGAGCGUGGCUUGAUGCUCACUUGCGCCGGCAGCGUCAAGAAGCGCGAGUGCGCCGUGGGUCUCUGGGACGUCGAGACAACAGUGUGCAAAAAGUACUUUCGCGCAAACCACACGGGUCCGAUUUGGUGCAUUUGCAUUGUCAACGGCAUCAUGGUAACGGGCAGCGACGACUCCUCCAUCAAAGUCUGGGACAUUAGCGCCAUCACGGAGAGCGAGGACGAGAAUGCCACGCGUCGCUCAAGAACGAACAGCAUUACCAGUACACAUAGCACGAGUCUACCGGCGGAUGAUCAUUGGUAUGCCCCGACCAGCGACCAUGCCUCCUCAGCCACUAUUACCACUGCCGCUGCUGCUGCUGCUUCCGCGGCCGCUGCCGCUGCCGCCGCUGCAUCAACAGGAGCGGCCGGCGAUGAGCCUGCAGCCGAGCCACCGGUAUUGGACGAAGAGGAUGCCCCAGAGACGGCCGAUGUCCCGCUUUUCACGCUCGAGGGCCAUCGAAGCAGUGUGACUUGCCUGCAGUUGAUGGAAGACGGUCGAACGCUCGUUACAGGCUCCCGAGAUCGUACAAUCAAGGUCUGGGAUGUGAUGACGGGCCAAAUUCGCUUUUCCAUCAAUCUUGUCGGCCGAGUGACCUGCUUGCAGUGCUCUCGUAACCGUAUCGUCGUCACAACCAAUUGCGGCGAGAUCAAAAUGUUUGAUUUGAACGACGGAUACUUGCUGGCCGAUAUCCCGCAUCCAGUGCGACCAGACGCCAUCACUGACAUUACCUGCCUGUCCUAUGUGAAUGGCACCAUUGCAAUCGGCAUGGACGACUACACGAUUGGCGUUUGGCACUCUGAGGAGGUUGGCGGAACCGAGGAAGAGCCCGAUUCGGACGAGGAGUUUGACCCCACGCUCGUCGCGGGUGACGGCGUUGCCGCCGUUGUAGCCGAGGAAGUGGCUCGUCGGCGCGAGGAGCUGGUCGAUGUCAACAUGUUGAACGACUUGGGGGAAGAUGAUCAUCUCACAUCCCAAAACACCGCCGCGAACUCUGCCGAGUCCGCCACAUCAACAGCAGCAUCCGCAGCAGCAGCGGCAGCAGCAGCAGCCUCCAACGGCACCGUGCCCAUGGCCAUCCCGACGUCCCGCGUGGAGGCAUCGGCUACUCAGACCUCGUCGUCGUCUUCGGCACCAAACUCGCCCCACCCUUCCGGCCUGCGAGCCCGCUUGGCGGACCAGCUGAGUCGCGAUCGUGAGCGAAGCCGGAGUCGCAGUCGCAGCCGGAGCCGAUCGCGCAGCCGCAGCGUGCACGGGUUUGAUGGCCUCGGCGGCGACAACACGCCUUGUGUUGUUGUGCGCCACCUGCACGCGCUUCGCGGUCAUCGCGGCGGCAUCUGCUGCCUCCAAAUGGACGGCUACACGCUCAUGUCUGGCGGCAUGGACGGUCAAAUGAUUGCCUGGGACCUUGCCACUGGCGACCAGGUGCGUCAAUUUGCCUUCCACAACAAUGCAGUCACGAGUAUUCAGUUUGAUCGCAUCAUGGACAUUGCUGCCUCGGGCUCUUGGGAUGGUACCGUCAAGGUGUGGCGCUUUAGCACGGGCGACUGCUUGCAUACCAUUCGAGUGCAUUCGGAUCGAGUUUGGGCCAUUCACUAUGAUCUCACGCACAUGCUGACCAUCUCACCUUAUGCUGCAAGGCUACAAGGCGGAGACGGCAAUGACAACAGCAGCAGCAGCAGCAGCAGCAGCAGCAGCAGCAGCAGCAGCAGCACUGCAGCACCGGCGCCCAGCACUGCAGACGAAGCAGGGCUGGUUGUCCCUGACGAUGAUCCCGACGAUGUGUUUGAGCCGCCCAACCCCCAUCCACCACCACCGCCGCCCUCCGUGUUUGGUUCACAUUUGAUCAAAUGUCCCCGGUGCAACGGCGCACAGUAUUGCUCCAUGUGGUGUCUUGUUGAGGAUGCUUCAAGCCACGAGCACACCUGUCGCACCAUUGUCGAAGCUCAAAGCCUGUGA